Apis cerana (Asiatic honeybee) is the source of this 5389-nucleotide messenger RNA. Its product is annotated as heat shock protein beta-1. The record is from RefSeq and is a predicted model, not a curated record. Gene Ontology annotation, cellular component: cytoplasm; nucleus. Lineage: Eukaryota; Metazoa; Arthropoda; Insecta; Hymenoptera; Apidae. Gene Ontology annotation, biological process: protein refolding; response to heat.
GGUUCUGUCUCUCGUCUGGCAUAACAAUGUAAUUAUUCAAUAAAUUACACCAAUAAAUUGAAUUUCUUAGACGUGUGGAAGUAAAAUCAUUUUUUGAUGGGAAAUUAUGAGAGACAUUUGUUUCUUCUUUGAUAUAUUUCCCUUUAGAUAAAUAUUACGAUAAAUAUUCUCAAUUUUUCAUGGAUUUAUAAAUAAAUUAUAAAAAAUAAAUUUCACUUGAUCUCAACGUCUUUAAACUUUUAUUUUUACAAUAAAUGAGAAAACGAAUUUUCGAAUCAUCAUAUUCCAGAAAAAAUUUUUCUCAAAUAUAGAGCAACGGUUACGUAUACGUUACAUAGCGAACGAACGUAAGAUCAAUCCAUAUUAGAGACCAUUGUGACGCGUUUUAUCGAUCAGUGAAACACCCACAAAGGUGACGUCAUAUUAACCACGUUCUCCCACGCAAAGCCGGCAAGAAACUUAAGGAUCCCGUUUAAGAGAACAAGGAAGAAACGAAUUUCGUUUUCUCCAAGUUCGAGACAUCGUCUGGAGGCUUGGAUAGUUUGACAUUGACACACUUCGUCAUCAACACCACUCUUCUCCGUUCUCUUUUCGUUUCUCUACAAUGUAUAUACUUUUACCGCAAUAAAUAUCACUAGUUCGUGGGGAUUUUUAUUUUUAUUUCGUGACUAGAGCGACAGAUUUUAUGAAAACAAAAAUAAAGCAAUAAAAAUCGAUUGAAGAUUGAAAUCAGAUCAUUUUGUCAAAUUUUAUUCGCCUGUUUAAGAAAAAAUAACGAAGAUAUUAUAUUUAUAUUUUAUUUAACAUUAUUUAACAUUAUUACAUACCUCUAAUAUGUAAAUGAAGACUGAAAAGGAGAUAGAAACGAAGGCUGCAAUCCCAUCUUAUUUAUUUUCAUUGCCCACUGGUAAUGAACGCCUACGAUUCCGUGACUCAAUAAUAAAACUAGAUUUUAUCAUAUUAGGAAAUUUUUGUCGAGGAGGGAAUGAACUCAUCGUUUUUCUUCUUUUUUUUUUUUUUUUCAAAUUCAUUCGUCGAUUCACAUUUAAAUCUGAUCAUCUUCAUUUUCCGCGAAUUUCCUAAAUAGAUAUUUAGAUAUAAUACAAUGAAAUAUCGCGGAAUAUUAUUACCUCGAGAAAAGGGUGUGAUUCAAUCUUCCCCCAUUGGUUUCUGUCUAACUAUAUCGCGCUUAUCCUUACAUCGUCACGUUGACGGAUUGCGAGAAAACAUUCCACACUGUUUGAUUCAUCGGAACUCGUCGACGAGUACGAAACCGGCAAAACUAUUUAUGAACAAUAAGGAGGCGUUUGUGAUGCGUCGCUCCAUUCAGUUCGGCGCGUGUGACGCGGUGCAACGUGCGAAAAUAGCAGUCGGCAUCAUUUGCAGCAGUGAUUUAAUGCCACGAAAAAAAUCUCACGUAGUUCCACGAGACGUAAACAGAAAGUUAUGUAUGUAGUAACUGGCGGCCUUCGGAUCUCUCCUGUUGCCCAAAUUAAAAGCACCUGAAUGUUCACGCGUGAUUAACAAGAAUGUAGAGCGACGCGUACGAGGAGAAAAUGGAACGUAAAUGAUCGUCACGCGUGAUACGAUUGCGAUGAGGGACUGGAUUGGUGUAUGAAAAAAAAAAAAGAAUGUUGAAUUUGAAUUGUUCUGCGAAGUGAACCGUACGAAAAAUGCGCACGAGUUUGUUGAAAAUAAAAAUAAUCUUGAGAUGGUUUUUUCCUCUAUAAAAAGAAAAAAAAAGAAUGAUGUGUAAAGUAUAAAGAAACGCAUUUUGUUUUCUUAAUAGUUCUCGAGAAAAUGGCAUAAUAAUAUUUUAUGUUGUUCAUUUUGUACUCACUCGUGUCGAAGAAUAAUAAUUCAUAGUUCAUUCAUAACGAUAUAUUUCUUCAAUUUGUAUUUAAUUUAAUUUAAAAUAGUCUCUUUCUUAAAUUAUAAUAAUUGUAGUUUUGUUUGAGAAAUAUUUUUCUCGAUUUUAAUUUAAUAUAAAUAUUAUUGAACGACGGGGAUAAAAUAUAUUCAUCAAUAAAAUGUCGUUAAAUAUAGAGACUAUUAAAGAUUAAGUAAUUUUACCAGAAGACAAAUCUGCAUAAUCGGGUCGACAUGAUAAUUGACGUCUUGAUAUUUUCACGAGCAGUGUUGAUUUAAAAAUACCCUUGAUUCACCAUGUAAUCUAAUCAUUCAAUUAAUAUCGUGCAAAAAGGAUUAUCCCGUGAAUAUUUUUCAUUAAUAACAUUUUAUGACUAUGAUGUAAAAAUUCGAAUUAUUAAAAAUUGUUUUAUUAAAAAAAAAUUAAUCCUUCUAGAGAAAAUUGCAUACAUAAUAAAUUUUUUUGUACAAGUAUUUUUAUAUAAUGAUGAGGAAAUGAAAUUUUUCGAAAUUUGAUACCGAAAUCAAAUCUUCUAUCCAUGUAUGUAUGCACAUCUUCGAGUUAAAGAUAAUCAAUAAGGAAAUGAUCAUAUGAUCAUGUAUUAGUCAUCAUCUUUCAUAUAAAACACAAUAUAACAGAUAAUUCGAGUACGGAAUCAUAAUAUAAUCGCCCACUGAUACUUUUUAUUGUUAGAUCAUAUUUAUUAAGAAACAUUGUGUGCUAUAUGUAUAAUAAAAUAUAAAACUUAAAAUAUUUUACAUUAUUUUAUAAAAUAGGACAAUUGAUGAUAAUAUAAAAUUUAUACUUUUCUCUUAUUAUUUUUCUACCAAUAAUUUUGAUAAAAAUAGAAAAUAAUAUAUCUUACAAAUAAAUAAUAAAUCUAAUUUAUAAUAUUUGAAUUAUUUGCAAAAAUCGUAUCAAACAAAUUUUUCUCGAAUCUGAUUUAAACUUCGUGAAAUUUCGUUCUCGGUUUGGACCGCGUGCACGAUCCGAGCGUUUCCGGAAAAUACCGAGCAACAACGAACUCCCACGAACAGUUGAGGGACAGCGUCGCGACAAUCGCGACUAUUUAAGGAGGAUUCGGUAAGGCGCGCUCAUUCUUAGGCGAGACAUCGUGUAGUACGGUUGUACGUGAUCGAAAACGAUAUUUGCAAUAAUCAAAGUCGUUCGCGAUAGCAGUGCUUCUUAUUGAUACAUCGAGCUCGUACAUCUUUCAGUGGCUUUUGGUGUAAGGAAACACAAGUGUGACUUAUACAAAAAUCAUGGCUGACAGUGGUAUCAAGCGUAAUAUUCCUAUCAAGCUCGGUGACUUCAGCGUAAUAGACACCGAAUUUUCCAACAUACGGGAACGCUUCGACGCUGAGAUGAGAAAGAUGGAGGACGAGAUGUCACGAUUCAGAAGCGAACUGAUGAAUCGCGAAAGCAACAACUUCUUUAAGAGUACUACCAGUCGACAUCACACGAGCACCAGCGAACACCGUACCUCGACGACCUCGAAGAGCGAAGGUUGGGACAAGGUCGAUCCUGCAGCACCGCCAACGCGGUCCGCAUUCGACAGCUUCAAAAGCACCACAACGCAGAGCACUCAAAACAGUUCUCUCAGCCCCCCUCACGACUCGGCAUGGCUCGAUGGGUUGAACAGCCCGCUCAUUCAGGACGAAGGGGACAGCAAAUGCCUGAAACUUCGAUUCGACGUCUCCCAGUAUACGCCUGAGGAGAUCGUUGUCAAGACCGUGGACAACAAACUAUUGGUCCAUGCAAAACACGAAGAGAAGACAGAGAGUAAAUCAGUGUACAGAGAGUACAAUCGUGAAUUCCUGCUGCCCAAAGGAACCAAUCCUGAAAGUAUCAAGUCUUCGUUGAGCAAGGAUGGCGUGCUCACCGUCGAAGCUCCGCUUCCGGCGAUUGGUACAGGCGAGAAACUUAUCCCAAUUGCGCAUCAGUAGAUGCCCAAUCGACCAGUCGAACGCACGAAAAAAAACGAAUUUUUAAAAUCCCCUUCGAAAUUCCAUCAUUCGCGUGUCCAUUAGAUCGCUUCCUUCCUAUCUUUUCCAUGUGAAUCCAUCAAUUCCCUUAAAAUCCUCUUUUUUUUUUUGUAAUUUUUUUUUUUAUCAAAUUUCGUUUCUUCCUUUUUUUUUUCUUUCAUUUUUUUUCUUUUUUUCAUUCGCUGUGAACACCCGUUUUUCUCCCCUAUUUCUCAAUUUACUCGAACGAUAUUUACUCCUUUCCUUUUUAAUUCGAAGGAACGUUACGAAUUUUUAUUUUUAUUUUUGUUUUGUUUUUUCUUUUUUUUUUAAUUUUUUUGAUUGAAACGAUCGAGAUUCUAUAUCCAAUGUUCAGAUUUCGAAAUAAAAGAUGUAGAAAUUGGAUUAUAACAAAGAAUAAUGAAAAAGCGAGGUUCGCAGCGAAACAUACCAAAUAUAUCUGCGAAUUAUAGUUUUUCUCCGCAAGGAAAUAUAAAAGAAACUCUAUUCAAGCAUCUUUUGUGCUUCGAACAAGACAAACAAAAUGUUCUAACAAUUCUAUAUCGGAUGAUCAAAUGUAUUAAAUGUAAUGUUCAGUCUUUUUAGAAAUUUAUAUAUAUACAUAUAUAUAUUUAUAUAUUUUUUAAACAUAAAUUCAAAGCCUUUUAUGUUAAGAAACAAAACAUAACCUGAAAAUAUUUAUAAACAACGAUAAUCAAAUGUUAGAAAAACGAGUUAUUCGAAGUAUAUAAGAUGUCAUAAAUACAUUCAGCAUCCAUGAGAUUUGUAUAAAAAGAUUACUCUAUACAUAUUUGAUAUGCAAUGUUUCUUUUUUCGAUCAGCUUUUUAUUGCUUUAUGUAUACAUGUAUGUAUAUGUCUGUUUUUACGAUUGUAUCGACAGAUGAUAACUCCGAAUAACAAAGAAAAAAUCGAUUUGUUCGAAGAUCAAAUUAUAAUCAACAAAAAAAAUACGAACAUAUACAUAUAUAUACAUAAAUAAUGAUAAUCAUAAUAUAAACGACGCAUGGACGUUGUGUAAUGGUAGGAAAAUGAAAGAUAUUUGAUAAAUUAUUCUCUUUUUGGUACCAAGUAGCUUUUUGACGCUUUGAUAUGAUACUUUCUUUUUAGAAGUAAUACUUUUUUCUUUGAAAACACGCAUUGCCUUUAAUAUAUAAAAAAAAAAAAAAAUAAAACAAAAAAAAAACAAAUAUAAGUCUUUGUGCUUCGUGAAAAAUCCGAACAAUGUAGAAAAAAACAUUGUAAAAUAUUGUGCACCAAGUUCGUCGAUAAAAAAGAAUAUGAUGCGCGAUCAUAACGCAAAAAGGAAAGUGAUCUUUUGUGAAACGAAUAUAUGAAACAAUAAUUUAUGUAUGUGUUAGUUUUUAGGUGUACUACAUUAAAAGACUAUAACACAAGAAUGCUUAAAAUAUGUUAAGCAUUGUAAUGAUUAUUAUUAUUAUUUAUGAAUAUUUUACUAUUGUCGAGAUACGUAUGAUGUUUAAAAGGUAAUGCGAACAAUGUGAAAGUUUAAAUAAAAAUAAACUUUAAAGAUAA